Bufo gargarizans (Asiatic toad) is the source of this 4157-nucleotide messenger RNA. RefSeq names its product Rac/Cdc42 guanine nucleotide exchange factor 6 (gene ARHGEF6). The transcript has 22 exons. Gene Ontology annotation, molecular function: guanyl-nucleotide exchange factor activity; protein binding. The record is from RefSeq and is a predicted model, not a curated record. NCBI's taxonomy places the organism in Eukaryota, Metazoa, Chordata, Amphibia, Anura, Bufonidae. The coding region runs from base 198 to 2537 and encodes 779 amino acids. Gene Ontology annotation, biological process: intracellular signal transduction.
AGGGCUGCCGAGAGAGUCCUACCCACCAGUGACUGAUCUGUGUGCUCACAAGUCUCCCUGGAGUCCCCAGCAGAACAUACCAGGGACUGACAUAAGCAGCGGCUUCCUGUGUAUACUGGUGCACAGAAAAAGGAAGAAGCCUGAGAUGUAAUCAGGAUGUGGGUGCAUUACAGUCGUCCAGCCCCAGCAGCACAGCCAUGAACCCGGAGGAGCAGACUGUCACCUGGCUCAUCUCUCUGGGGGUCCUCAACUCCCCCAAGAAGAACAUCUGUGACCCAGAGGACUUCCUAAAGUGCUCCCUCAAAGAUGGGGUGGUGCUGUGCAAGCUGAUGAACCGGCUGCUCCCGGGCUCUGUGGACAAGUUUGUUGUAGAACCAAAGAGUGAAGCCGACUGCCUUGAAAACAUCCGUGAGUUCCUCAAAGCAUGUAGCUCUCUCCGUGUCGAGCUAUUCGAGGCUCAAGACCUUUAUGCUGGUGAGAACUUUUCUAAGAUAUUGAACACACUUACUGCUGUCAACAGAGCCACUGAAGAAGAGACGUUGAAGAGGCCAUGUUCUCGGACAUCUUCACGGUCGCAUAGCUUCACAGCAUCCUCCCAGUUAAACACGCAGGGAACAGAUAGUUCAGCAAGAGUACUACGGAGGCAAUCAAAACCUAUGGACAUGACAGGAAAUGUCAGCGUUCAGUUAAUUGUGAAAGCAAAGUUUAAUUUCAAGCAGCAGAAUGAAGAUGAAUUGUCAUUUUCCAAAGGUGACACUAUCCAUGUUACCAAAAUGGUAGAUGGUGGCUGGUGGGAAGGAACUUUUAAUGGCAAAUCGGGCUGGUUCCCCAGUAACUAUGUCAAAGAAUGCAAGUCUAAUGAUAAACCACUGUCCCCGAAGGGACUGAAAGGUUGUGACAGCGCUCAGCUAACCAAAAACUAUUACACGGCGGUCUUGCAAAAUAUUCUGGAAACCGAGCGAAGCUAUGCGAAAGAACUUCAGUUGCUGCUCACAACUUACCUCAGGCCUCUUCAGACAUACGACAAGUUAAGUGCUGGAGAUGUCACGUCAUUGCUAGGGAAUUUUGAGGAAAUCUGCACAUUUCAGCAAACGCUAUGUCAGACAUUAGAGGAAUGUGCAAAGUUGCCAGAAAAUCAUCAAAAUGUUGGAGGUUGUUUUCUGACACUUUUUAAUCAGUUUAAGUCUUUAUAUUUGACAUACUGUGCAAAUCACCCAAUAGCUGUCAACAUCCUCACUCAGCACAGUGAUGAACUGGAGAAGUUCAUGGAGGGGCAAGGAGCCACUAACCCAGGAAUUCUGGUGCUGACCACAAGCCUCAGCAAACCUUUCAUGAGGCUGGAGAAAUAUGUCACUCUCCUUCAAGAACUGGAAAGACACAUGGAGGAAGCUCAUCCAGAUCAUAAAGAUGUUCUGCGAGUUACUGCCUCCUUCAAGGCUCUUGUGGCACAGUGUCAGGACUUGCGGAAGAGGAAGCAGCUGGAGCUACAGAUCCUUUCUGAGCCAAUCCAGUGUUGGGAAGGAGAAGACAUUAAGACAUUAGGAAGUGUUGUGUAUAUGUCACAGGUUAUGGUACAAUGUGGAGCAAGUGAGGAAAAAGAAGAACGGUAUUUUAUGUUGUUUUCAAAUGCACUUGUAAUGCUGUCUGCCAGUCCACGGAUGAGCGGCUUCAUUUAUCAGGGGAAAUUACCACUAACUGGCAUGUCGGUGAUUAAGCUGGAGGAAACUGAUUCAUGCAGUAAUGCAUUUGAGAUUUCAGGUAAUAUUAUAGAACGCUUUGUAGUCUACUGCACUACUGCUCAGGACUGCCAGGAGUGGCUUGAACAUUUGUGCAGGCUGACCAAGUCUCCUGGUACACAUGCCUCUUUGUGUAAGGCACCAUCUUGGCCAAGUCACACACUAACCGAUAGAAAGAACCCUCCUCCUUCUCACCACCCCAUUUCGCCACUUCCUCGUGGCCCCCUGGAACCUCCAAAAAUCUACAAAACCUGGACUCUGAGUUGUCUCAGGCCAGCUCCCCCACUCAGACCUUCUGCUGCACUUGGCUAUAAAGAGAGGAUGUCUUAUAUCUUAAAGGAGUCCAGCAAAAGCCCCAAAAAUGUCAAGAAAUUCCUUCCCAAGAGAAAACCUGAAAGAAAAGCUUCUGACGAGGAUUCUGCCUUUAGGAGAAGCACUGUAGCACUGGAAGAAGAUGCCCAGAUCCUCAAAGUGAUUGAAGCCUAUUGCACAGGGGCCGGCUUUCAGCAAAGCCUUAGUUCUGGUUCCCGCAAGGAUUCUGUUCCGCAGGUCAUGCUACUGGAGGAUGAAAGUCUGAUCAUUGAUGACAUGCGGAGCAAUGGACAGACAGCUCCUGAAGAAAAGAGUCUUGUAGACACAGUCUACGCCUUACGAGAUGAAGUCAAGGAAUUAAAACAGGAGAACAAAAGGAUGAAGCAAAGUUUGGAUGAAGAACAAAAGUCAAGAAAGGAAUUGGAAAAGUUGGUUCGCAAAAUGUUGAAACAAGCUAGUGAGACAGCACGUGACGACCCCUCGCACUAGUUCCCACAUGUCAGCAGACUCAUCCAGGACACUUACUGUAAGGACUUCCUGUAAAGAACUUUUGGAGAACACAGAAUGAGUAUACCCUUCUCAGCAUAUGAGGGUCACAGUGAGGGUUAGAAGGAACAGAUACAUACAUGGCUGGAAUCUAUUUGAACUUCCUCUAUGGCUCUGUCUACCAUCAUCACACUAGAGGCAGCCAUUAUGUAGAGUAAAAGUUUAUGUGGCCCCUUUUUAAACAGGCAGUCUGUGUGCCCCUACUUUGUAAAAGUUCCUCAGACGGAGGGAUCACGGUGACAUUGGCCUGUACAGUCACAUCUCAUCCAUGAGUUUGAUCAUAUGUAAACAAGUGCAAACUCCAUGAGACUUCCAAGGAGUAUAUUACAAAGUAGGCGCCCGGACAGUGCUUGGUUCAAUAAACCUUAUUUAUAGUCAACCGGUACAAAUUGUCUGUAGCGACAACAAUGAGAUAAAAAUGAAAAAUGGACUGAUAGCUGGACUAUUUGAUUAGUUAUAUUUGUAUACGAACAGUCGCACUAUAAAUGGAAUACUCAGCCCUGGUUGGAGUACCGCACUAGGAGUUGUUCAGAAAGGGCAGACCGACUAUAGGCUUCGUCUCAUCAGCAUUGUGAGACUCUACCUUCUUUAAAGAUAAGUAUAAUCUAAUCAAUGGCAAAAGAUAGUGAAAGGAAUCGUCCUAUAUAAGCAGCAGUAAAGAUAGACAGCGGAGACGCAACAUGAUCCAGUGGUGAUUGUCACAAUGUUCUCCGGCACGCAGUACAACCAGUUGAAUGGAAAGCAAUUGUCCAGCAUGUUUAACAUAUUCACAUAGACACGUGAUGUUACCCUGUCCUAAUGCACAAUAGGCACGCUAUAGAGUACUCAGGGUGGGUGGAGGGUCCGGCCACUGUGAGGAUGGGAUUCAUGUCACUUUGGGGGUAUACUUUUUAAUUGCCUUCUCUUCCUAUAUUGAAAGCACUUCAAAACCUGUUUGGUUAUUUAUAUCAUAUGUGAAUGGGUGUUCAGAACCCAAAAAUUACCCCCAUGACUUUAUAAUGAACAUAAUGGAUCUCACCAAUAAAAUCUGGGGGUGCUGCCCAUGAUACACAGCAAGGCCCCCUAGGUUUAGGUGUGAUCACAGGGCGUGUUUUUAUCUAUCUAUCUAUCGAUCCAGCUCUUGUUCCCUCUUUUACUUUUUUACUAAGUUACCUAUUUUUACACAAUUUUAGGACUUCCAGCAAUAGUUAUGACACAUAUUUGCCACCAAUUAGCAGAGCGUUUGGUAACCAUGCUGAAACCAAGUACAUUUUUGUUAUUUUUGGGAGUACUAUAGUGUAAAUGGCUUCUUUAAAACUUUGACAAUGCCCUUUAAAGGGGGUUGUGCAGAAGUAGAAAAACAAAGCGCCACACUUGUCUGUGGUUUGGAUCUGGUAUUGCAGCUGAUCUCUAUUGAAGUGAAUGGGUCUGAGCUUCAGUACUAUAUGCAUAGUUGGCAGAAUAAGGCUACUUUCGCACUAGCGUUCGAUCGGAUCCGUUCUGAACGGAUCCGAUCAUAUUAAUGCAGACGGAGGCUCCGUUCAGAAUGGAUCCGUCUGCAUUAAAUUGGCAAAAAAAAGUUAA